This is a messenger RNA of Trichomycterus rosablanca, 14928 nucleotides long. It is a transcript of the gene bsnb, whose product is annotated as bassoon (presynaptic cytomatrix protein) b. The coding region runs from base 1 to 11004 and encodes 3667 amino acids. The record is from RefSeq and is a predicted model, not a curated record. NCBI's taxonomy places the organism in Eukaryota, Metazoa, Chordata, Actinopteri, Siluriformes, Trichomycteridae. Gene Ontology annotation, molecular function: structural constituent of presynaptic active zone; metal ion binding. Gene Ontology annotation, cellular component: cytoskeleton of presynaptic active zone; axon; glutamatergic synapse. Gene Ontology annotation, biological process: presynaptic active zone assembly; protein localization to synapse. The transcript has 12 exons.
AUGGGGAACGAGGCGAGCGCGGAGGGAGAGCCGGGUCAGCCGGGACCUGCUUCCGCUUCAGCACCGACGCGCGCAGAACAGCUCCCGGAGGCCGGCAGCGCCGCCGCACCGGGACCCGGACCGGGACCCACGCUAAACAGCAUCCAGGGGAAACCUCACACGGACCCCAGCAAUGGACCCAGACCAGGAGGUCUGGCCGGCACCACGCCCGACCGAGGCCACACGCCACAGAGGAGCCCGCAGGGGGACGCGGGCGGCCCUAAAUCGCCAUACUCGCUGCCUCAGAUCGCCCCCAUGCCCAGCAGUAAACUGUGCCCCGUGUGCAAGACGGCCGACCUCACGGGCGCCACGGACGGGCAGCCGAACUCCAACACCUGCACGCAGUGCCGCGUCACGGUGUGCAACCAGUGCGGCUUCAACCCCAACCCGCACCUCACCGAGGUCCAGGAGUGGCUAUGUCUAAACUGCCAGAUGCAGAGGGCGCUGGGAAUCGACAUGGAAACCCCACGCUCCAAGAGUCAGCAGCAGAUCCACUCUCCAUCGACCCCCAGCAAACCCCUACCCCAAACAGCACCACAUACUCCGUCUGCCAGCCAACCCAAACCCUUCCCUCCCUCCAAGAGCGAACUGAAGUCCCAAUCCCAACCGUCCACUCCCGCCAAGAGCCAGGUCAAACCUCAGAUCCAGCCAUCGCCCUCCCCCCAAACUCAAUCCAAACCUCAAUCCCAACAAUCUCAACAGUCUCCAUCUCCCCAAACCCAAGCACGACCUGCAGCUCCCUCCCAUGCCCAACCGAAACCUCCCUCCACCCCUCAAACCCAAGCAAAACCCCAAUCCCAACCCCCUACCCCCUCCCACACUCAACCCAAACCUCCCGGCACUCCACAAACCCAAGCGAAAGCGCAAUCCCAACCCUCAACUCCCUCCCACACCCAACCCAAAGCACCCUUCACCCCUCAAACCCAACCCAAACCCCAAUCCCAACCCCCUACCCCCUCCCACACUCAUCCCAAACCUCCCGGCACUCCCAGAUCCCAGUCUCAGCCCCCCACUCCUACCAAGUCCCAGCCGAAUCCCCUCCCAGAGCAGCCCUUCGGAAAGCUCUUCGGGUUCGGGGCGUCCCUGUUGAACCAGGCCAGCAGCCUCAUAUCGGUGGAGCAGACGCCCCCGCAGACGCCCCAGAAGGGUCCGGGGGCGAGCCCCAAACCUGCCGCCCAACCGACAGCUCAGCCCGCCGGCCAGCCUGCGCCACAGCAGCAUCAGCAGCAGCAAAAGCCCCGCCCCAAAGUGUGCUGCCCGCUGUGCCAGACCGAGCUCAACGUCGGCGUCCCAACAGAGGCGCCCAAUUACAACCACUGUACCCAGUGCCAUGCGCAGGUCUGCAACAUGUGCGGAUUCAACCCCACGCCGCACCUGACCGAGAAGAAGGAAUGGCUCUGCUUGACGUGCCAGACUCACAGAGCCAUGUCGGGAAACCUCGGGGAGGAAACUCCUCCCGCUCCUCAGCCGGCGACGUCUCCUCGGGCUCCGGCUCCAUCCUCGGCCAAGCUACAACCGGCUCAGCAGAAAGCUCCCGGUCAGCAGGCGGGUGUGAGGCACGCCGGCCCUCCGGCCCAAAAAACGCCCUGCGCCGCCCAAGUAAGUGGUCCUCAGCCUUCCGGCAGACAGGGCGCGCCACAGAGCAAGGCGUCACCUGCCAAGACCGCCCCUACCCAAGCUGCGAGCAAAAGCAAGACCGAGACCCGUAAGCAAGAGCAAGGCGUUAGCAAGAAAGCGCCCAAAACUGAAAAAGAGGCGGAGGUGAAAGCGCCCAGCAAAAAAGCAGUGCAGGACGCGAAAGACCAGAGGAGAAGUAGUGAGAAAUCCAAAUAUCAUGACGAUUCCAACAAGUCCAGCACCCAGAGUCUGAGCGAUACCGGGUACUCAUCUGAUGGCAUAUCCAGCUCCCAGAGCGAGAUCACAGGCCUCAUCCAAGAGGAGGGAAUCAAACUCAACGAGGGUGGAUUGUCCAACCAGCGUGGUCCCCCGAGCCCCUCCGAAAUAACCAAACUGGAGAGCUCCAUGCGACCCCUGUUGCAGUCGCAGACGGACCCGGAGGCCGAUAAGCAAAGACCCCAGUCCCUGACCAUAUCACAGGACCAGUUCGAUUCGGACGGGGAGGUAUCAGACGACCUGAGCUGUAAGCUACGCCACGACUACGUGGAGGACAGCAGCGAAAGUGGCCUUUCUCCAUUACCCAGCAAGAAGAAGCUGACGCAGAAGGAGCCGACGGACGAGGAGUUCAUGAGGAGACAGAUUUUGGAGAUGAGCGCGGACGAGGAGGAGCUCGUGGCGACCGAUGGGCAUGUCAAAAUAAAAAAGAGCAAUAAACACAGUGGCGAUCUGGGAAAAGAACGGAAACGCCUUACUCAGCAAUCAAACAGCUUCGAAGAGGACACCAAAAGCAGCGAUGGUACGUACAAGUCCAGUGACGGUGAUGACAUGGUUUCACAAGGAGGACUAAGGCGGUUUAAGACUAUAGAACUAAACAACACUAACAGCUACAAUCGGGACUUGGAACUAAGUGCGGAACAUGACCUGAGAGAACCUGAGCUUGAGAUGGAGAGCCUGACUGGAUCACCCGAGGAGAAGUCGAGAGGGGAGUACUCCUCAACCCUGCCUGCAACCACACCUAGUUAUACUUCUGGCACGUCUCCUACGUCUGUGUCCUCACUGGAGGAGGACAGUGACAGUAGUCCCAGCAGAAGGCAAAGGCUUGAGGAGGUCAAGCAGCAGAGGAAAGCGAGGCAUAGAUCGCACGGACCACUUUUGCCAACAAUUGAGGACUCGUCUGAAGAAGACGAACUGAGGGAAGAGGAGGAGCUUUUACGGGAGCAGGAAAAGAUGAGGGACUUGGAACAGCAGAGAAUUCGCAGCACAGCCAGGAAAACUAAAAGGGACAAGGAGGAACUGAGGGCACAGAGGCGCAGAGAGAGGUCCAAGACUCCCCCCAGCAACCUGUCGCCAAUCGAAGACGCUUCACCUACCGAGGAGCUUCGACAGGCAGCCGAAAUGGAAGAGCUCCACCGCUCGUCCUGCUCGGAAUAUUCCCCCACGGUGGAUUCAGAAGCAGAAGGAUUUGAAGUUGGCUCAAAGCUGUACAAGUCUGGCAGUGAGUACAACCUUCCGACGUUUAUGUCUCUGUACUCGCCCACAGAGAAAACUUCUGGUACUUCAUUACCUGCUCCACAAAAAUCAUUAAAGAGCGCAGAGGAGGUUUACGAGGAAAUGAUGAGGAAAGCAGAGAUGAUGCAAAAACAACAGGGACAACCUCGAAGACCAGGCCAGCACGGGGUCAGUAAUCAACACUUAAAUGCAGGGUCAACAUCUCUGAGUCCAGGCACAAGCCCUACACAGGUUUCAGCACCUGUCUCAUUUUCAGAAAGUGGCACUAGUGCUAGGGGGGCACCUGGGGUUCACGACGCCAGGAUGACCACACAGCCCUCCAAACCAUCACAGUCUCAGUCACAAGCAAGGCAGUCUGCACCGGGACAGUCACACGGAAGAUCUGGCCAGGCACCUGACGCAACUGAAACCACUUUCUCUUUUCUCAAGAGUUCCGGUACUUCUACAAACUCUUCUACUUCUUCUACACAAAGUCCUGGUCAUGCACAAGGUCCAAAAUCAGCUAGUCAAGGCUCUCACAUUCCUCAUAGAUCUGGAGCUCCACGACUUGCUAGACAGCAAUCGUCCCAAGACGGCCCAGUCAUGGUCAUCACACUCGGAUCAGACACCACUAGCCAGUCCACUAAACCAAUAACUGUAAAUUCCUCCACAUCCCCUUUGUCCUCUCCUACAUCCCCACAGAAGUCUCCAUUCAGCUCUCAGAGAGCACAACCACCUGAAACAAGUCCACAAAGCCAUAGACCAUCGCCUAGUAAAAACAUAUCAUAUUGUAAAAUAUCAACCGUCCCAGGAACCUCCAGGGUAGUCGAACAGGAGACGAUGACCCAAAGCGGUAAUGUGGUCGAUCUAAGAGCAAUGAAACCUGCUCCAAUCAUCAUGACAGACCAAGGUAUGGAUCUGACAUCUCUGGCGUCAGAUACACGAAGGUACUUGAUCGAUGCAGACCAGCCCCCAAGUCGCCAUACAGCAGUCCAACCUCUAAUCAUCAACCUAAACGCACAGGCACAACCUCAUGUCACGGUGUCCACACCGACGACGGUCAGCGUUACUGUGGCUGCAUCGAUGUUCAUAUCACAGCCAAAACACCCAACAGUGUAUGGAGAUCCACUGCAAAACCGAGUCGACUUGGGUCAGGGUGUAGGGUCGGCGGUGUGUCUCACUCAGGCGAGGACGCCAAUAACCGACCCGACGAUUCCGAAAAUCGAUGCGUGUCUGGAAGAUUUGGGCAUCCAACAGCAGCAGCUUCAAAAGCAACAGCAGAAGCUUCAGGUACAGCAGAAGCUCCUUGAGCAGCAGCUUCAACAGCACCAACAAAACGCGACCUCCUUUGCUCGGUACAACCUGGCAAACCAAGUGCAACCAAUAUUGCUGAAGAAAGACCUGGUGGUGAGCCAAACCAGUGGUGGAAACACACAGACAGCUGUUUCACCUCUUCCCCCACAGUCCUUAACAAGCUCUGUAUCUCCUACCCCCACUCUCGGCCAUGACAUAUAUGGUGGGGUAGCUCUGGAACUUAAGAAUAAACCCACGGUAGUAAACCUUUCUACAGGAAUUCCACAUGCAAUGAUGGUACAACUAGAUGAGAGUAGCUCAUCACAGGGAGCCACGGUUACCCAGAUACUUAAAAAGGAAGAGCCGCCUCCAGCACCAGAAGUUCUUGAUCUCACUGGACAGGUCAAGCCAGAAAACCAAGUGGCCUGCUGUGAUGUCGUCUACAAGUUGCCUUUUGCUGGUAGCUGUUCGGGUCCCUUCGGUCAAAGAGCUAAGACGGCUAUUCCUGAGCCCACCCAAGCCCCGCAUCAACAGAGUUUGUCCGAAAAUAUGCAGGGAACAUCAGAGGAACAUAAACCUUUCAGCGUGCCUCCACUUGGCCGGCUUCCGCCUUCGAUGUCGGACACGAACCUUUCAGAAUCUGGGAAUCAGUUCUACCAAAAGGCAGAUCCUGGGGACCUAGCAGUGGAUCUGAGUUCCAUGAAGCAAGUGUACGAGGCAGGUUAUCUCGGAAUGGGUGCCCAAUAUGGAUCCUAUACCGAUCUGCGACACCAGGGAGAUGGUUCCACUCCACCUUUACCUCUGCGUAGAUAUGGCUCAAUGUCCAAUAUCAGCGGGGACGUCGGCUAUUCCUCUCGUGACAUGGGUGGCUUUCAAGAAUCGAAUCUUGCGCAGUAUAGCGCCACCACUGCCAGAGAGAUUAGCAGAAUGUGUGCUGCUCUGAACUCAAUGGAUCAGUUCGGAAAUCGCUAUGCUAACAGCCCUGAUCUGCUUCAGUACGGCGCUGGAAGAGGAGGCCCGGCAGGAAGGCUUGGUCUGCAACAGAGUUUGGCUUCUAUCAGAGCGAAUUUGCUGUAUGGCACAGAUGGAAGACCUACUGCACAUGGUCAAGCACUUACAAAUCUAAUCAAUGCUAGACAGGCCAGCCUGCGGGCCUUAUAUCCACCGGUCAUGAGAACUGCAGAUGGCAUGAUAUACUCUACCAUCAAUACCCCCAUAGCCUCCACCUUGCCGAUUACGACGCAGCCCGCCCCUGUAUUGAACUCCAUGCUAGGAGGAGUAUACAGACCUUAUUCUUCAAGCAGUGUGACGCCUGUUCCACUUGCUAGCCUUAGUAGAUUGCCACACGUGACCCCCAGAAUGCCUCUCUUUGCACAAGGACCUUACAGAUAUCCCACUCCAAAUUGCUUCCCAGCAUCUACUGUGGAAUCUAUCUCGGGAAGUAUGCCACCCACAAGUACGUCUCAAGAAACCCCUGUGUACCUUGGCAAACCCACAGCACCUGGUCCGAGUGCAACUACUUCUGUAUUGCCACCUGCUCAGACUAUUACAGACUUGCAGGGCGCACCAGGAGCUCAACCAGCUAUUUUUAACCAGCAACUGUCUCAAAGUCAUAUCUCAGCUGACGGUACCCUCCAUCCCACUCACACACAUCCUCCACAGGCGAUGCAACUACAAACUCAGCCUCAGAUAUUGACCAAAGGUCAAGAUUUGUCCCUGACCCAGGGUCUGUCACUCUCUCAGACACCGAUCUCCCCUUUCUCAGUGCCACAAUCACAGCCAACCACAGCUGCUAGAUCUUUGGGAGAUGCAGCAGUCAGCACCACAUCUACAGAUCAAGAAAAGGAGAAAGAGGAGGAGCAUUUACGACAACAGCAGGAGAAGCUCCUGCAAAUGGAACGGGAGCGCAUAGAGUUGGAGAAGCUUCGUCAGCUGCGUCUGCAAGAGGAGCUGGAGAGGGACCGCCUAGAGCUACAGAGGCACAGGGAGAAGGAACAACUCCUUGUACAGCAUGAGAUACAAGAGCUGCAAAGCAUCAAGCAACAUGUUCUUCAGCAGCAGCAGAGCGAAAAGGAAACACAACUGGUGAUACAGAGAGAGCAGCUCGCCCAGCAGAAGAUGCAGCUGGACCAAAUUCAGGCCCUACAGCAGCAACUUCAGCAGCAACUGGAAGAGCAGAGGAGGCAAAAGACAGUAGCCGUCGAAGCAGCCGCAUCGGUGGUGGCAGCAGAAGCGGCGGCAGCAGCGACCACGGCUCAAGGUGCCAUGAAUGGAAUGGUGGUUGGUGGUGCUCCAGGAGCAAUCUCCAUAAUCUGUGAUCAAACUGGUAGAGUUAUCCCUCAAGAUGGCCAGAGCUUAAAGUUCCUGCCUUGUGUGGAUGGGCAGGUGGUUCAAGCACUGGUGUCUACCAGGCCUUUACCCAGCUCCGCAUCUGAAAUGUCCCUGAGGAACACUGAAGAUCAAGGGAGUAGCCGAGCCAUGAAGAAGCAGAACUCGAUGCCUCGCUUGAGAAACGGAGCUGAGGAGGAACCUGUAAAGAGGAUCGCAGACAGCAGUGUCCAGACUGACGACGAAGACACAGAGGAUCGCUUCAUGGCACGACGCAGGAGGACCAGGCGCAUUGCAGACUGCAGCGUACAGACUGACGAGGAGGACCAGGGAGAGUGGGACAACCAGACGGUCAGACGCCGGCGCUCACGAUACUCCAAACACUCAGAAUCGGGUGCGGACACAAAAAGCGAGGCUUUUAAGGUCUCCAGUGUGGCCAUCCAGACCACCAGUGAUUCCUCGUGUCAAACUGAACAAGAUCAGCUUGGUAGACUCUCACCAGCCAUCCACAUAACCAUGGCGGAAACAUCGAAGGUGGAGCUGCUCCACUACAUCUCUGCACCAGAAAGAACAAAGAAGGGUGAGAGCUUAGCCUGCCAGACUGACCCAGAAGCCCAGUCUCAGGUGGUGGUUGCUCCUCAGCUCAGUGUUCCCACGACCGUCAGCCCUUACUCCACCAGUUUACAGGUCAUCGGCACCUCUUCAACCAAGUUCGAAAGAAGAAAACCAGAUCCGCUAGACAUCGGGCUGCACGCUCAACAGAACGACAACCGCCAACCCAAAUCCCCACAGGUGCUGUACUCGCCCGUGUCUCCUCUCUCACCUCACCGCAUGCUGGAGACCACCUUUACCUCCAGCGAGAAGCUCAACAAGGCCCACGUAACACCCCAGCAAAAAGCUCUCACCACCGAGGCCACCAAACGGCACCAGACGAUCCCAAGGCCGAUAAAGAGCGUCCAGAGGUCCAUGUCAGAUCCCAAACCCCUCAGCCCAACUUCAGAGGACCCAUCCAAGACCAGGUUCUCCAUCUACCAGAAUCAGACCACUGUUAACAGUCAGCAGCAGAACGCCAUGAUGAGAAAGGUCAAGCGUACCCUUCCCAGCCCCCCUCCGGAUGAGACGCCUCUCCCUAUCGUAACCCCCGCGAUGACCCACAUGUACAGCUCCCCCGGCAUGCCCCAGAGAGUGCUACCCCGCACGGGACAGGGUGUUACGAAGGCAGGUCUUCUGAGCGAGCUGAAGGCUGUCGAACAAGAGUCUUCCAAGUUGCGCAAGCAGCAGGCAGAACUGGAGGAGGAGGAGAAAGAAAUUGACGCCAAGCUCCGCUGUUUGGAACUGGGCAUAACUCACCGCAAGGAGACCAUGGUGAAGGAGCGAGAGAGGAGAGAGUUGGCAUACUUGCGUAUAGGAGAUGCACGCGACUACAUGUCGGACAGUGAACUAAACAAUCUCGGACUCUCUGGAGUAGCCACGGGGACCUACGAUAGGAACGGACUGUUGUCACGACCUGGCACGGCACCACUUAGCCAAUUUACCUCUGAGCCAAAUAUGACCUCGCAGUACCCCCCAACUUCCUCUUAUGUCCCGUACCCCUAUUCACAGAACCAGCCUGCUCCAACACAACCACCAACUGUGGCCUAUCAGCAGAUUGGAUUCCAGACGGGACAGUAUCCAGUCCCAUCACAGCCUCAGCCAGGAACCUUUCAGCCCCAUCCUCCUCAACCAUCAGCCUACCAGCCUCCAGGAAGCUUCCAAGGUCAUAGUUAUGCCCACUCAUAUCAAUCUGAACUUGGCCUUCAGCAUAGUCACCAGAGCUUUCAGGCUCCUACAGGUCAUUUGUCUGGGCAGACCUUACCAUAUCCAAGCCAGAAUAUGUCCUACCAGCCUCAAGCUGAUAUGCUUUCAGGUCAUUCGCUGCCACGGCAUACAUCUCUGGCUGAUCUUGAACAGAAGAUGCCAACCAACUAUGAGGUGAUCACUAAUCCUACAGUCUCGGUAGCCACCUCGGCUCAAGAAACUGGCUUCAGUGGUGCCUAUUCCUCACCUUUGACCAACGCUUACGGGCCAUAUCGUACCCCUGACCAGACAAUGAUGGACCGCGUGCCAAGUCCUACAUCUGGGUUUGGCACUGAGGGUCCUUACACCACAAACCUAGAACAAAACAUCCCUAGAAACUAUGUCAUGAUAGAUGAUAUAAGUGAGCUGACCAAGGAGAACCUGGUAUCUUCUGAUGCAUCGAGGACAGGAUAUGGAAAUGAGAAUGGACCACGGGGAAUGGGUUACGGAGACGGAUCUCAGGAUCCAUAUGGAAGAGCUGGAAAUACCACCGGUUACCACCAGCAGGGUGCCGUGGACAGUCACGGUCACCCUAACACAACUGUAAGCGGCGGCUCCUCCUAUUACUACGAUGACUACAAGCAUUCAUCUCGCAGCAGCAGCAGCCAGAAGCAUUCGUCUAAAAACCUGGCACCGGCCGCCGUCUCCUGCAAACGCAGCAAACACAGAAAGCAGGGCAUGGAGCACAAGGUCUCCAAGUUCUCCCCCAUCGAAGAGGCACGAGACGUAGAAUCGGACAUGGCCUCCUACGCUAUGAACUCGUCAACAGGCGGGAGCUGCACUGUGGGUUCCAGGACAGGGGUGAAAAAGAACGUGUACGACCAGCAGAAGUACUACGGCUCGAGAGAUGGGCUGGACGAUGAGGAUCGGGUGUACAGCUCAGGAAGGUCAAGGUCCACGGGCUAUGGCAUGGAUAAGAUUUCUUCCAGAGAUUCGGGAGGCUACAGAAGCAAGUCUUACGAGAGGGAUGCCAUGGAGCGAUCCCAGGGCGGCACACAUGGGCGCACCGGACGCUCCGCCAUGCGCACUCAGAACUCUGAGGAGGAGAGUCCGCUGAGCCCGGUCGGAAAGCCGGUGGGCGUGGGGUGCGUCUCGGAGCCACACGACGUGAGGAACCAGUACGGCUCCAGCCAUUCCCUUCCCGACGUACAGGAUCAUCACAUUAGGGACAUGCCCAAGAGCCACGCCUACAAGCCUGAUGACCCGUACCUAGUAGAUGAUAUGCACUGUGCUGUUUCGGACAGUGAAGCCUAUCAUUUAGGACAGGAGGAGACAGACUGGUUCGAGAAACCCCGGGAGGCCAGUUCGGACCGCUCCAGACACCAUGGCAGUGGAGGCCACUCGUCUUCAGGUAAGCGAGGCCAAGUCAAGCACACCUACCACGACUAUGACGAACCACCCGAGGAAGACCUGUGGCCUCAGGAUGACUACGGCCACCAGCGCCAGUCCUCCUCGACCUCAUCCCGAGAGCACCGGCAUCACGGCGGCAGCUCGGGACGCCACUCGUCGUCCCGGCAUUCUUCUGAAGAUCCCAGAUCCUCCCGUUCCUCGCGAUCACAUCCCAGGGACCCGUCGGGUCGCUCAGAGGGCCGCAGCACUUCCUCUUCGUCUCACAAAAGAUCCUCGGAUCCCCGCUCUUCACAUUCAGGCUACAGGGACUCUGGAGACUACUCCCGCGACCCUGCAUCCGGACACCAUCACAGCUCCAGUGGUCAGCGAGGACAAAGGCAGUCUGGCUCUUCUAGGAGGCAGGAGUCACCUGGGUCAAAACAACACCAACAGCAGCAGCAGCAGCAGCAAGGUCCUGGAGGACAACAGCAACCAUCUCAGCAAGGACAGCAAAGGCCUGCAGCUCAGCCAACACCUGGCAAGCAGCCUGGAUCUCAGCAGCCUGAUAGUGGGCAGCAGGGCCUGCAGACCAGCCAACAGUCUCGCACCCAGCAACAAAUGUCACCCAAUCAGCAGCCACCAACAACUACUGCAGGUGGGGUUCAGCCCACAGGUGCAGCUACUGGUACUGGACCUGGAGCCCUUCAGCAACAAGCUAAGCCAGGCGCGGGACCCACAUCCGGCCAACAGCAGGCUCCUGGAGUUCAGCCGACCGCCGCCCCUGUAAGCCAGACCAGACCCGACCCGGCUCCUCCUGCACCGACUCCCGCGGUGGCCAUCGGAUCUAAAGCCGCGCCCCAGACUGUUAAAGGUCCCAGCACCGCGGCCACUGGCAUCGGGUCGAAAGCAGCCCCAAGGCCGGGCGGGAUCGGCAGCGCCGCUCAGCCCACUCAGCAACCCACUGACAGCGACAAUGUUUUCAGCAAGAUCCUGCCGGGGGGCGCCGCCGAGCAAGCGGGAAAACUGGGAGACGCCGUGUCGGCCAUCGGCAAGAAGUUUACAUCGUUUUGGUGAGCUGCUAGCUGGGGGGAGAGUUUCGGCAGCUGACUGGAGGCUUGAGACUGGAAAAACUGUAUAAAACUGUUUCUGAAUUCUUACACACGAGUCUGAGGAUGGAGGACACCUGAGUACAGGUGAAGCAUCCAGCCAGCAAAACAAAAGCAGAUCAUAUCAGCAGCAUCUCUGACCGUCUCCGACCAUCUCUGAUCAUCUACGACCAUCUGUGACCAUAUUUGAUCAGCUAAUGACCAUCUCUGACCAUCUACUACUGUCUCUGGCAACCUACAACCAUUUACGAUAAUCUCUGACCAUCUCCAACCAUCUAUGACCAUCUCUGACCGUCUCUAACCAUGUCUGACCAUCUACGGCUAUCACUGAUCAUCUACGACCAUCUCUUGACUGUCUGUGGCCAUCUCUGACCACCUAUGACUAUCUCUGACCAUGAUUGUCUACGACCAUUUCUGACCAUCUCCCACCAUCUCUGACCAUAUUUGACCAUCUACAACCAUCUCUAUCUUCAAGAGUCUACGACCAUUUCUGAUAUUUAACCACCUCUAAUAAUCUCUAAUCAUCUCUGACCAUAUCCAACCACCUCCAACAAUUUCUGACCAUCUACGACCAUCUCGGACCAUCUCUGAUCGUCUACGAUUAUCUCGGACCAUCCUGCGAAUGCCAGGUCAGAUGGAACACAGACUUCUGUCCAGUGACUCCACUUAAGAUUCUUUUUUCUUGUUCAUCAGCGUCGUUACAUUUGAAAGAAGGAACCCUUCAGUAAACCCUCGACGUUCCUCAGCGUACCUGCGCUCAGGUGUCCUCCUGAACCUCCCACGCUCACACAGUACACGUAUACCCACCGUGAGAAUAAACAGAAACAGUCCUGCCGUGUUUUUCCAGUCCUGAUCCUGCGAACCGGAGCCGAGGAGCCACGCCGGGCUCCCCCCACAGACACGCUCCGGUCUCCACAUUCCAGCAUGGCGAUGAUUGACCCUCUCUGAAUGUUCUUCUUCUUCUUCCUUUCCUUCACGUGUUUGUUCCGUGUGCGCUGAAUGCUCCAAAGGCAUGGAAACAAAAACGCUCGUCCCCUGUACACGCCCGCCCCUGUCCCGCCACGUUCGUCCUGGCACCAUGUGUUCGCCGCGUCUCGUUCCGGAGCUCGUGCUCGUACUCGUUUUGGACUUUAUUAAGCUCCCGCCAUCGCCGCUCGAUCCCAGAACGUCCAGAUCUGUUGUGACGUCCACGUGCUGCGUUCGUUAGCGUCUGUCGGCCUGAUCUGCCGCGAACAAGAGCCUUAUCCGUUUUUAUUUUUGCACAUACCUCAAGCAUUGUCUCGUUUUUAUUUAUUUAUUUUGUAAGGAUGUCUGGAUUUGAUUUUGCACAGCUGUAUUCUACUGUACAGACACCUGAUAUAUAUCAGCUAAACCAUCGGUGUAUUUAUUCAUGGAUUAUUUAUGGAUUAUUUAUGGAUUUAUAUUCACGGGUGUUUUUUGUGUGUGUCCGUUUUUCGGAUCGUUUCUAUUCCGUUCAGAUUUGUGUGUUUCUUGAUGGUUUUGUUCUUUUUUAGGGUUGUUUUUAUUUCUUGAAGCAAUAGCAUGUCGUUACUUAGAGCACAAUGAUUUCUACAAGGAGUCCCCUUAAUCUGUUCCACACACACACACACACACACACGUGUCUCGGGAAGCGUGUUUUGAGUUUACAUUUCAGAUUCUCUAUGCAAUGAUUCAUCCAUUAUCAUUGCCACAAACUCGCGCCGUCCCCCCCCGGACACGGAUCAGAACCCGACCGUAUCGAUCCUCUCUUGUUUUUAUGAUGAUGAUGAUGAUGAUUAAUUAUUGAUGACUUUAUUUACUCGCAUGUUUAUUACCACCCCUCGUUUUUUUUCUUCGGGGGGUGGGGGAGAAUACGUUGCCAAAGGGUCUGUCUGUCUCGGAUGUCCGACAUCUCGUUGCUUGAAGCAUGCACGGUUCUGCGAUCUUGCCUGCUCGUGUAUAGUCAACUCUGUGCGUUCUGCUGUGAUCUGGCAACCCGGCGCUGUCCGCUCUGCUCACGCACCUUACGCGGCAUCGGGAUUUGGGAUCGAACCCUAGUGCACUGGAUGCGGUCGGAAUUGGGCAGUGAGUUAGAGAUCGGGAGCAGUUAAUUAAUUGGGAUUGAACCCUAGUGCAGCGGUUCUCAACCCCCCUAGGGGGCGUCAGUGAGCCUAUACGGAGGUUCCUUCGUAUUUUACGUUGUCCGCUCUGCUCACACACUUCACGUGGCAUCUGCGGUCGUAGUGGCAGUAAGUCCAAGUGCACUUGAUAGGGAGCGGUUAAUUAUAUUGGGAUUGAACCCUUCAGUGGUUCUCAACCCCCCUGCUCCACGCAUUCAGGUUUGAGCCAUUUGUCGUAUCCGGUGGCUAAAAUGCCUCACUGUUUUCAUUUCAUUAAUUGAACAUCAUAAUGAAUUUUAAAUGAACGUGCGAGACGGAAGCCAGACUAGCCCACACGAACAUAAAACCCCAAAAAUUCAGUCGCUUCUGCAGGCGCUGCCUCAAACAGCCUGUAGGGGUCACUAUCGCAGCAGCAGCAGCAGUGCUCGAUUAUAAAAGUAGAAGCUGAAUUCAUAUUUUCUUCCAGUCCGCCUCGAUUGGGCUUCGUCAUGCACGCUUCCCUUCUCUAACACGUCCAGUGCGCUCGGUCGAGGGUGGUAAACGAUUCCGGAUUGUGGGAGAAACGACAGGACGGUUUUCCGAUCUGCGGUGCGUGAGCUGGAGCGCCGAUCACGAGACGCAGAACGCGAAGAGAUAAGCAUGCAUGAAAACACACACACACACACACACAGGAAGUACUCAGUGUAAAUACCCACACGGUUUUGUACAGCGUUUAAAUAUGAGUGUGAUGGACGGCCGUCUCGUGCACUUCCACGCCGGCGCUGCUGCCAACCUCCCGUGCUUUCUGUGUAUAAAACAGACGAUAAUGAUUAUCGUUAUAAUCUUGAUGAUUAUCGUUAUCUUGAUGAUUAUCGUUAUUAUCUUGAUGAUUAUCGUUAUUAUCGGAGAUAAAAUGAAGCGUCGUACCCGUGGCCGGCUCUCGGCGGCCGCCGUAAACUGAAGCGGCGGUAAAAAAUAAGCGAUCUGCUCUGUGUAGAACCUUCAUAUCGUGUAAACAAAAAAUAUAUAAAUAUAUCAGUGGAUAAAAAAACAUCGUUUUAAUAAACGCCAUCGUUACAAACUGUGCUGAAAGAUGUUAAAGUGGGCAUGUGAACACACACACUUACUUACACACACACACACACACACACUCUUAUAAUUGGGAAUAAAAAAUGAAGUGAAAGUGCACAGUUUGACUCACAGGUGUGUGAACACUGUACGGUCAAAAGUAUUCGGACACCUUGAGAUAGAGUGACGUCUGUGUGAGCUAGAACGACAGCCACAAGCCUCCGAAAUGUGUCUGUGUAUGGGAAUUUGUGCCUGUACAGUCAAAAGAUGGCAGCAUCUGGCACUGAUGUUGAUGUUCCGGUUCAUUCCAUUUGCUUGCUUUGAUGCUGUAACAGGAAAGAGCCUUCCCUAAACUGUUGCUGCAAAGUUAGAGGCAUGUAAUUCCCAUGAUAUGAUCGAUUUAUUACACCUGUUAGUAACUGCUGUGGCUGAAACACGUGAACUGAGUGAUCAGACGGGGUGUCCCAGUACUUUUGAGUGUAAGGUGUAGCUGCAGUAGGUGGAGUGGGUGGAGUGAGUGUAGUAGGCGGAGUGGGUGGAUUAGGUAGAGUGGGUGGAGUGAGUGCAGUAGGUGGAUUAGGGUGGAGUGUGAGUCCAGUAUCAUUGUGAAACGUGACGUUCUCUUCAGUGUGGUUGCCGUUCAGAGGUAGAGUUUCACUCUGGUGCAUCAUGUCAUGUAACGUGAUUCUGAACAUUAAUGGACCUGCAAAAUGUUUCCAAAAAUAAAUAAAGAGAAACUAAAGAAA